Molecule: messenger RNA, 1357 nt
Organism: Nicotiana attenuata
Lineage: Eukaryota; Viridiplantae; Streptophyta; Magnoliopsida; Solanales; Solanaceae
Exons: 7
Coding region: 352-951 (199 amino acids)
Source: RefSeq, a predicted model, not a curated record
CCUCUUUUCUCCAUUCUUUCAGUCACUCCAAUAUUCUCCCUCUUCUUCCAUAACCUUCCCCAAUUAAAUUAUUCACAACUAAUAAUUUAAUCGCCUGCGCUUUCUGUACGAUUCUCAUGACCCUCAUUAGGACCCUUUGCUCGUCUUCAAUUUCUAUUUGUUUACGUCAGAUUCAUUUAGCAUAUGUACGUCAAGAGGGAUUUGCUUAUUUAAAUUCCAUUAUUUUCUCUGUUUUAAAAAAAACAAAAAAGAAAAAUCUUCAGCCAAAUUAACACUUGGCCCGCGGCUGCCAACAACUGCCCGCCGUUUCUUUCUCCGGCCUACUCCAGUUUCUUUAGGUAAAUUGGAGAUAUGGAAAAUAUAGUUAAAAAGUAUCAGCAGAGAUUCAGGAAAGUGAAGGAAGAGAUGGACACGUGGAAUGAUCUUCAAUCUCGACUGCUUUCUCAGUUCACUAAUGCUUCUUCUAUCAUUCAGAGAUUACAGGUUCUUCAAGAUUCUAAGAAUUAUGGUGCCCUGAGAUGUGUUGAAGGCAUUGAAGAAGCUAUUUUGCUUAAACAGAUGGAUUCUCUUCAAACUAUCUUGCUUUCCAUGAAUCAAACUCUGGAAAAAUUUCGUUCUGUCAUGUUAUCGCUUGAGAAGAUGGUUCGUGAUGGUAGACAGCUCGUAAAAGGGGGAUCCACUCAGGUAACUGUGAAACAGCUGCAGCAACGCAUUGGGAUAAAACCAAGUAUUGCUGAUUGCUUGGAUGGGCUAAAACUUCUCUGUGAGAUGCACCAAUCCGAGUACCGUCUUAAAUUAUCGGUCAUAUCAGCAGUAUCUGCGGUUGCCUUAAAACCCAGUGCAACUGAUGAUUUAGGUGCGCUUCAGCAGCUGUUGGUUGAUCAGCCUAACAUCCCCAAAGAAGAAGUACAAUUCAUUUUUGAUAUCAUAUUCGCUGAAGAGAUGGCUUGAUGUCCUUCUCGCAUGGAUUUUGGACUGAUGAAGUGAUUUCUGAACUGGUGAAAUCUAUUUUUAAGUUCAGACUGAAGAAAUUGAGGCUUUUCCCUGACCAAAGAGAACAUAGUCGUCGAUAUUGGAGUCCCAUCCAGUGGAUAUUGUUUCCACUUGGUUAAAGCAGUGAAUUAUUUUUAUCACUCCAGGUGGAAGGUGUUGGAACCUGGAGAUAGAAGAGAUUCUUAAUAUAGAUAUCACUGUAAACUUAAGCUGCUUUGUAUAUUUAUUUCGUUUAUUCACAUUUCUAUUUACAGCUUUUUGUUCUAUUAGUCCUUAGUUGGUAACAUAGUUGUGAUCACAUAUGAAACAUCUUAACUAGUGAUCUUUUUUGCAAGGGUAUCCAAAUUCUGAUUGUUGAGAUUAA